Lolium rigidum is the source of this 1041-nucleotide messenger RNA. Its product is annotated as peroxidase 2-like. Gene Ontology annotation, cellular component: plant-type cell wall; plasmodesma. The transcript has 2 exons. Gene Ontology annotation, biological process: response to oxidative stress; hydrogen peroxide catabolic process. Gene Ontology annotation, molecular function: peroxidase activity; heme binding. The coding region runs from base 1 to 1041 and encodes 346 amino acids. The record is from RefSeq and is a predicted model, not a curated record. NCBI's taxonomy places the organism in Eukaryota, Viridiplantae, Streptophyta, Magnoliopsida, Poales, Poaceae.
AUGAAGCUCUCGGUGGUUCUCCUGUGUGCCCUGGUUACCAUCCAGGCUGCGCUGCUCACCGCACCAUCCGCAGAGGCUAGCGGGCUCGAGCUCGGCUACUACAACAAGAAAUGCAGGGGCGUGGAGAACGUUGUCAAAGGACACAUCAUCCGGGCUAUCAAAAAGAACCCCCGUGUCGGCCCCGCCCUUGUCCGGCUCGUAUUCCACGACUGCUUCGUUAGGGGGUGCGAUGGCUCUGUCCUCCUUGACAAGUCGGCCCAAAACCCUCACCCUGAGAAGGAAGCGCCGGCGAACAUCGGGCUCGCUGCCUUCGACAUCCUUGAGAUGAUCAAGGCAGACAUCGAGAAGAGGUGCCCCGGCGUGGUGUCCUGCUCCGACAUACUUGUCUACGCUGCCCGUGACGCCACCAAAAUUCUCAGCAAGGGUCACAUCAACUACGACGUCCCCGCCGGCCGCCUCGACGGCCUCGUCUCCUCGGCCUACGAGGCACAGGCGGAGCUCCCGGAUUCCACCUUCACUGCCCAGCAGCUCAUCGAGAACUUCGCCCGCAAGAAUUUCGACGUUGAGGAGCUCGUCAUCCUCUCCGGCGCUCACUCCAUUGGCAUGGCACACUGCUCGUCCUUCAAAGGCCGUCUCACCGCACCUGCGGACCAGAUCACCCCGGCCUACCGCAACCUGCUCAACUACAAGUGCGGCCAGAGCGCCAACCCGCUCGUGGUCAACAACGUCCGCGACGAGGACUACAACACUGUCGCCACUUUCAUGCCAGGGUUCAAGAGCCGGGUGCGCAAGAUCAGGGACUUGUUCGACAAUUCCUACUACCACAACAACCUCGCUAGGAUCGUCAGCUUCAACUCCGACUGGGUGUUGAUGACGCACAAGGAGGCGCGGGGCCAUGUCCAUGAGUACGCUGACAAUGCCACACUCUGGAACGACGAUUUUGGUGAAUCCAUGAUCAAGCUCAGCAAGUUGUCCAUGCCGGCCGGGAGCAAGGGCGGGAUCAGGAAGAAGUGCAACAUCGUCAGCCACCCCCUGCACUAA